GCGGUCGGAGCGGAGGCCGAAUUUGAUGAUGCCUGCGAACACUCGGUACUCGUAGGACAACGGGCCCCGAGAAAGCACCAGCUGUGGCGGGCUUGUCGAGGAGCCGGCGUCGGCGUCGGCGUCGACGCCGGUGGGUGGGUCUGGCGCGGCUGCGGCUCGCGGACGCCGCAAAGAUGGCGAAGAAAUGGGGCUCGGAGGCGGCGCGAAGAGCGAAAGUGUGCUGUGAGCUGGCGUGACAGACGUCGACUCGAGCACAGAUGGACUCAUCUCGGUCGGAGCGAGCAGGCGGAGGCCGACGUCUUGGCCCAAGUUGCUUACAUCGAUGUCGAUCUGGAGGAAAAGAAGCCGAGCCGGACCGGCGCAAAUGGGCAUGAAUUAGAAGCAAAAAGUAGAUGGAAUUAUUUAUGCAAAUCUGCGACCGAAAAGGAAUGGAGACCUCGAGAAAUUGCUCUCAGCAAAGAUGGCAAAAGUGCCCCAAAAACUCGUUUGGUGUCGACUCUCUGGAAUGUGAUUGGCAAUUAA
Molecule: messenger RNA, 522 nt
Organism: Protopolystoma xenopodis
Lineage: Eukaryota; Metazoa; Platyhelminthes; Monogenea; Polystomatidea; Polystomatidae
Source: the annotation of a GenBank genome assembly